AUGUCAGGUCGUAUGACAAUGGAUAUCAGACCAGAUAUGGAUAGUCAUUAUAGAAAUGCUAUUACUAUGGAAUCUUUUCCUGACGAGGAGAUUCCACGAGCGUUAGCUGCUGCUCAGAAAAGUGUCGGAAAUUUAGGAGGAUCUGGUCAUUAUCGAGGCGACGACCGAGAAGUGACUGCUGGUGGUCCGAGAAAUGAAAUGGAUAGGGAAGCACUAGUGAAAGUUCUAGCACUGAUCGGUAAUCGCGCAUCAAAAGUCAAUUUCAAAUUUCGUGCUGAUCAAAACUUGCGUGUCGAUGUCAAUUGUUGGAUGGUUCAAUUCAAGAGUGCAUUGCAAAGUGCCGGUGGAAACGGCAAUUACUAUUUUUCUAUGGGAAGAACUCCUCUUUUCAAUCGAGAUUCUCCAAAAAUAAGUGUGUCCGUCGAACAACUUUCAUCAAAAGACCAACACGUCUAUUCGUCUGAAGAAUUGACCAGCGAGCUUGUGGACUGCCAUGAUCAAGAAAACUGGAGUCCAGUAUCUCACACCUAUCCGCAGCCUCAAAAGCAGCAAGUGAAGUUCCAGCGCACCGAUGGAGAAUUCAUCCGAUUGAAUGUUACGAUUGUCGGCCCUCGACCUCCAUAUUAG
Messenger RNA from Oikopleura dioica, 627 nucleotides. Lineage: Eukaryota; Metazoa; Chordata; Appendicularia; Copelata; Oikopleuridae. The record is from the annotation of a GenBank genome assembly.